Messenger RNA from Erinaceus europaeus (western European hedgehog), 741 nucleotides. It is a transcript of the gene TFF2, whose product is annotated as trefoil factor 2. Gene Ontology annotation, biological process: negative regulation of gastric acid secretion; maintenance of gastrointestinal epithelium; chemokine-mediated signaling pathway. The transcript has 4 exons. Lineage: Eukaryota; Metazoa; Chordata; Mammalia; Eulipotyphla; Erinaceidae. Gene Ontology annotation, molecular function: CXCR4 chemokine receptor binding. The record is from RefSeq and is a predicted model, not a curated record. The annotation marks the transcript as partial.
GAAGCCCAGGCUGUGCCCCGUCACCCCGCUGGGCUAUCUCAGCGCCUGACCUGGCCUCGGCCCGCUGCCCGCAGAGCAAACACCCUGGGACCUUAAGAAGCAGCCCUGAGCGGAGGCUGCGGGGAGCUGCACGGCAUGGCACCUCGCGGAGCUUGGCCCCUGGCGGCGCUGCUCUUACUGGGGCCAUGUGCCCUGGUGGGGGCCCAGAAGCCUUCCCCCUGCCAGUGCUCCCGGAUGCACCCGGACAACAGGGAGAACUGUGGCUUCCCGGGCAUCAGCAGUGACACGUGCUUCUCCUCGGGCUGCUGCUUCGACUCCACUGUGCCCGGCGUGCCCUGGUGUUUCCAUCCUCUCCCCAAGCAAGGCGGUCUGGGGGUGUGGACCCAGCUUCUGGGAGGCCCUGGCCACACCAAGGAGCAAAGCCAGGCCCGGCGGCCGCCUCACGGAGCCCCGUCCCCUGCAGAGUCUCAGGAGUGCGUGAUGGAGGUGUCCGCGAGGGUCAACUGUGGCUUCCCGGGCAUCAGCCCGCAGGAGUGUGCCCAGAGGCAGUGCUGCUUCUCUGACGACAUCCCCCAGGUGCCCUGGUGUUUUCUUCCCGAUCUCCGUGGAAGACUGUCACUACUAGGGCGCGAGGCUUCGGAGAGCCCCCAGGGACCCCGCGUUUCCCAGAUGAGAGGGAGCAGCCUCCCCCCGGACCCGGACCCGCCUGGAACCUGCUCCCUGCAGCCUGGGCUCCCUGGC